AUGCUCUCGCGGGCAGCCUUGCGCCUGGCCCAGCCGGCUGCUGUCUCGAGAUGGGCCUCUGCUGCCCCGACCCGCAGACCUCUGCCAGCAUUGGCAGCUGCGUCAACGAUAUGGAGUAGGGGCAUGGCAAAGGACAACAAGCCGAGCUCCGGAUUCAGCGCUCCAUCAAAUACCAACACCAAACCAUCCACCCCCCAACAGCAGAGCCCCUCCUCGUCCGCACCGAGAGCCGCCCCUUCAGAACCCGCCAAGGUCGCCCCAGAACAACCAGAACAACCAAAAGCUGUCAAGCCCGAGCCUGCGAAACCCGUCGAACCAGCUGCCGACAAGCCCCCCGAGGCGCCGGAGAAGGAGAUCCCUCUCUCUGAGCUUCCCGACCUUACCCAGGGUAUCCCGUCUACCCUUGCGUACGAACAGGCCAGCGCGAACGAGAAGGCCGCGCUGGAGGCAGUCGAGGAGGUUGCGCCCACAAGCGCAGGCGGCGGGCGUGGGAAGGGCGAGCUCCCUGCUUCCGCAUACAUAUCAUCCACCGAGAAGCGCCGCCAACGGUUCGCAAACUACAUGUUUGCUGCCUCCCUCGCCGGUAUGGUCGGUGGCGUUGUCUACCUCGGCCGGAACUGGGAUGACGAGGAGGAGCGCAGGCACCCAGAGGUACCCAACGGCUGGGGCUUGGGUCUCUGGUGGAACCGCGCCUCGACGCGCAUGAGCGAGGUGCUGACAUACUACCACGAGCCUGCCUUCGAGAAGCUGCUGCCCGACCCAGACCCCAUGUUCGAGCGACCCUACACACUGUGCAUCAGUCUCGAGGACAUGCUUGUGCACAGCGAGUGGACCCGUGAGCACGGCUGGCGGCUAGCAAAACGACCUGGCGCCGACUACUUCCUGCACUAUCUGAGCCAGUAUUAUGAGCUUGUUCUCUUCACCACUGUUCCCUUCGCCAUGGGCGAGCCUCUUGUGCGCAAGCUGGACCCUUACCGCUUUAUUGUUUGGCCACUGUACCGAGAGGCCACCAAGUACAAGGAUGGUGCGAUUGUCAAGGAUCUUGCCUACCUGAACCGAGACCUCUCCAAGGUUAUAAUGAUCGACACAAACCAACAACACGUUCGCGCGCAACCCGAGAACGCAAUCGUGUUGCCGAAGUGGACUGGCGACCCCAAGGACAAGGACCUGGUGUCGCUCAUCCCUUUCCUCGAAUAUAUCCACACCAUGCAGUACAGCGACGUGCGCAAGGUCCUCAAGUCCUUUGAGGGGAAGCAUAUCCCGACCGAGUUUGCGAGGCGCGAGGCCAUUGCGCGCGCCGAGUUCAACAAGCAGCUCGAGGCUGAGCGCAAGAAGCACCCACACAAGGGCAAGAGCGGCAUGGCGGCCCUGGGAGGACUCUUUGGGCUCAAGCCCCAGAACCUGAGUGUCAUGGUCGUCCCCGAGGGCGAGCAGGACCCGGCCACUGCCUUCGCGCAGGGCAAGAUGCUGCAGGACAUUGCGCGCGAGCGCGGGCAGAAGAACUACGAGGAGAUGGAGAAGAUGAUCCGCGAGAACGGCGAGAAGUGGCUCAAGGAGGAGGCCGCCCUGCAGGAGGCGGCGCAGAAGGAGGCCAUGGCCAGCAUGAAGACUUCGUUCACCGGCUGGUUCACGCCUAGCCAGGGCGGCGGCGGCUCGGAGAAGAAGGCUUGA
This is a messenger RNA of Diaporthe citri, 1671 nucleotides long. RefSeq lists its product as uncharacterized. The transcript has 2 exons. The record is from RefSeq and is a predicted model, not a curated record. Bases 1 to 1671 code for a protein of 556 amino acids. Lineage: Eukaryota; Fungi; Ascomycota; Sordariomycetes; Diaporthales; Diaporthaceae. Gene Ontology annotation, molecular function: phosphoprotein phosphatase activity.